This is a messenger RNA of Elgaria multicarinata webbii, 1400 nucleotides long. It is a transcript of the gene IMP3, whose product is annotated as IMP U3 small nucleolar ribonucleoprotein 3. The coding region runs from base 95 to 658 and encodes 187 amino acids. NCBI's taxonomy places the organism in Eukaryota, Metazoa, Chordata, Lepidosauria, Squamata, Anguidae. The transcript is spliced from 2 exons. Gene Ontology annotation, molecular function: rRNA binding; snoRNA binding; structural constituent of ribosome. Gene Ontology annotation, biological process: rRNA processing; ribosomal small subunit biogenesis. The record is from RefSeq and is a predicted model, not a curated record. Gene Ontology annotation, cellular component: small ribosomal subunit; small-subunit processome; Mpp10 complex.
GGCGCUUGCGCGGCUCUUGUUAGAACGUUCGGUGGGAGUUUAGCCUUGCGGAGUUUGAUUCGUUGGUUGCUGGACCAAGACACGGGAAGAGAAGAUGGUGCGCAAGCUGAAGUUCCACGAGCAGAAGCUCCUCAAGAAGCUCGACCUGGUGAAUUGGGAGGCUGCCACAGGGAACCUUGCUGAGCUGCGUGUGCUCCGUCGUUACCGCUUGCAGCGCAGGGAGGAUUACACCCGCUACAACCAGCUGAGCCGGGCCGUUCGGGAGCUAGCUCGCCGGAUCCGAGACUUGGGCGAUGCGCCGGAAUCAGCCGCUUUCCGGGCUCGGAGCACGGCUGCGCUCCUGGAGAAGCUUUACGCCAUGGGGCUGGUGGCCUCCAAGAGCUCUCUGGAGCUGUGCGACCGUGUCUCGGCCUCCUCCUUCUGCCGCCGUCGUUUGCCUUGCCUGCUCCUGAAGCUCCGCAUGGCCCAGAACAUGAAAUCUGCCGUCACCUUCGUGGAGCAGGGACAUAUUCGGGUCGGCCCUGAAGUUGUGACGGACCCGGCAUUCUUAGUGACCCGGGCCAUGGAGGACUUCAUCACCUGGACGGACUCCUCUCGCAUCCGCCAGCAUGUGCUCAACUACAAUCAGGAACGUGAUGAUUUUGACUUGGCUUGCUGAAAAGAGGCUUCCUUCCCUAUCUGUGAAGCUGAAUUCUCCCACUUUUGUAUAAAUCUGUGUCGUCUGCAGGAAUAUGCCUGAAAUGCUUAGCCCAGGUCAUCUCUGCUGGUCCCAGCAUCUGCUCUGCUGGUGGGAUAUGUCCUGUUUCAUUUGGAUCAUCUACCAUUUUGAAUGAUAAUAGCGCACGACUGUUUGGAGCAGUGAUUCUACCUGCUUAGCUGUGCUGACUUCUUGCCCUUCCAAGACUGGAUCGGACUUGGUAGGACCUAACUAAUUUGUCGUAAUCUGGUGCCUGUACUUCCCAUUUAGAUGCAGUGUGGUGGCACCUUCUCUCUAUGUAUUUGAGGGAAACGCGCAAAACUACAAACAGAGACUUUAAAAUAUCUGCUGCACACACUGCUGAUAUUCGUCACCAUGUGUUCAGAGUAUCCACCAGAGGGAGAUGGUGGACCAAAGGUUGUCUGAGUGAGCUUGGGAAAGAAAAUGUGUUGGCAAAAUGUUGUAUGGGGAAGUGUGUUUUUUUUAUGAAACCUUCUAUUAUAGAUCUCUUCCAGGACCACACUGCAGAUUAGAUCACUGGAUUAUAUUUGACCUCUCCCCAGAAAACAACCUGAAAUAAUCUUGAUCCAUCUUGAAUGCUUUAAUAUAAAGAACACCAAACAAACUUUAUCACUCAUUCCUGAUCAAGGACUGGAUGGCUGCCCACAACAAAUCUGUGCAACUAUUCUUUUAAUAAAUCUAA